Wasmannia auropunctata (little fire ant) is the source of this 4800-nucleotide messenger RNA. RefSeq names its product zinc finger CCCH domain-containing protein 14 (gene Nab2). Gene Ontology annotation, biological process: regulation of mRNA stability. The coding region runs from base 457 to 3423 and encodes 988 amino acids. The transcript is spliced from 7 exons. Gene Ontology annotation, cellular component: cytoplasm; nucleus. The record is from RefSeq and is a predicted model, not a curated record. Lineage: Eukaryota; Metazoa; Arthropoda; Insecta; Hymenoptera; Formicidae. Gene Ontology annotation, molecular function: poly(A) binding; metal ion binding.
CGCCACUAGACGUGUUCCUAAAUCACGGGCACGUCCACUCUCUCAGAGGUUCGUGUCAGGUCUGUCUCUCUCUCUCUCGAUUGUGCGAUCCGUCCUGCCUCCAAGUGAAUUUCCGAUUGCGAUCUCGACCAAGCAAGGCUCGCCGAGGAUCGUCGUCGUCGUCACGCUGGCAGGACUUGCGAAGCCGCGUUUCGUUCGCGCGUCCACCAGACUCGUUUCAUGCGCCGUGAGAGCGAAACGACGUCCCGUCCGUCCGUCAUGGCGGAGAAUGUUUUCGUUCCGUGAUACGCCGACUCGCGAUCGCAUCAUCGGCUCAUCGAUUCGGCCGGUCACCGACACGACGACGACGACGACGACAACGGCGGCGACGGCGGCGGCGGCGGCGGCAAGGACGACGACGACGUCGACGUUGGUUCACGCGCGAUCCUGUGCAGACCCGGCGAUCGUCCCGCGAUCAUGGACACGCGCGGCAUCGAGGUCACGAAUCAGCUUCGGAGCGCCAUUCGCGCCAAGCUCAUGGAAUUGGGAGUCCGUUACGACGAGGAACUGCCCGACUACAUAUUGGUGAUGGUAGUCAACAAGAAGUCUCGUCAGCAGAUGCACGACGACCUAAAUCUAUUCCUGGAGGACUGCACGACCGUGUUCGUGGACUGGCUGCACGAUCAGGUGCUAAAGAAACUGCAGAAGGUCACUGUGGCCAAGAAGAAAUCGUCCCGCGAGUUUGUGCCUACCGUGGUGGUGAAGCAGGAGGAGGAGAGGAAGAAGAAGAAGGUGUCCGCGACCUCGUUCCUGGAGGACCAGACGACGGAGCAGGUCCCGACCGUCGAGAAGUUCUCGGACAAGAGCGCAAAGAGCGACAAGCAAGUGCCGGCGCAGAAGCCACAGGCGUUGAAAUCGUCCGUAUCUAAUCAAAACCCGGAGCGGAGUCACAGCAGGAGCGCGGAGAGAAGCGUGAAAGUUGCGCACGGCAAAGGUAGAACGGACGAGGCGUCGUCGACGCACGGCGGCGGGUCCUCUCAGGACUCCUCCUCCUCGAAGAAGCCGCAGCAGACCUCCGGGCGCGACGAGAACGCGAGAAGCGUCGCCGCGCCGGAGAAUCCCGCCGCGAGGAGCGCGGACUCGCAUGGCGAUCCGAAAGAGAGCGAGGCGCCGAUUAAGAGUCUGAAGCGACCGUCCGAGACUUCGAGUACUCGUCACGAUAGCACGGAGAGAAAGAGCAACGAGGUAAAGCGGCCGAGGCUGUCCGAGGAGGCGAAGGAGGACACGUCGUCCUCGCCGGACACGGCUUCGAGGAAGCUGAAGUCCUGCGUGAACAAGCCGAGGAUCACGUCGGUCGUGUCGGUGAAGAACCGGCUCGGCAUAGUCUCGCCGCGGAAGAAGUUCGAGUCCUACAGGCAGAAGGAGGGCAAUGGCCGCUACCGUCCGCCGGAGAAGCGGUUCGAGAAGCCGCAUCGCUACGACAACGGACGUGGCGGCAAGGGCAGAAACUUCGAGACGGACGAUCGGGGCUCCAGGCGGAACCGCGACGGCGACUCGUCGCGGCAUCACGAGCAGGCCGCGAGCAAAGUCAACGACGUGAGGAGUCGGAUAGAGAGCAGCAAGAGCGAGAGACUGAUCAGAAAUGUGGAUUCGAGAGACAGGAGCCUGAAUUCCGGUUCGAAGACGGACGCGUCCGCGAUAAAGUCCGCGUGCACUAUUAAGAAUCGUCUGGGCAUCGCGGGCAUCAACAGUAAGGCCCAGAGACAAUCUUCCGUCAAGUCGCAAGAGACGGCGGAUUACCGGAACAAGCCGAAGAGUUCGGAACAAACGACGGGAAUCAACAAUAAGAACAUCAAGGAUCGACUCGGUCCGUUGAGGAGUAAUUUCAGGCUGGUGCGUCAACAGAGCAGGCAGCGUCGCGAGGACGACGAAUCUCUAGUCUCCCUGAAUCCCGUCGCCGAGAGAGACGACGGAGAGGAGGGGAAGGAAGUCGAAGAUGAAGAGGAGGAGGAGGAGGAGGAGGCGGACGACAGCGAGCAGCUGAUCGGACCCGUAAAGUCGCACAUAGUCGCCGUUCGCAGAUCCGCAGCGACUGCGGCCGCCGCCGCGAGGAUCGAGAGGAAACGUAUGAAGACGUCGAACGAGAUACCGUUCGGCGCGGCUCAGAGUAUCGGUUACCUGGCACACGGGGCCGCGAAAUCGCAGUUGGACAAGACGUCCGACAAAGGGACGUCCAGGGACGUGGACGAGGAGGACGCGGAUGACACGAGGUUACCGAGCAAGGUGAUCGUCACGCCGAGACCGCUGAAGCCGCUGCAACCGACGCAGAAGCGCGCCACGCAGUCGCUUUUGUUGCGGGCGGUCGCGGAGGCGAAUCAGUCGGUCGUCACGCAGAAGAACCCGGAGCCGUCUCUAUUCGAAAAGAAGCCGGUCUUAAAGCGUCUUAAGCCUGCCCCGGCUCGUGAUGUAAGUCAAAACUUGUCGGUACAUUUUAAUUCUAGUAAGAGACUGGUCAUGGAAAAGAUUCAAGUCGAAUUAAAUACGAUAGAUCAUCUGGAUGUGGAAGACGUCGAGCCCGAGCCUUACGUACCUCAACCGGUAACGGACGAGCAUAUGGGAGUCGUGAUGUCGUUGUUCCAAAGGAGCGACGACAAUCAGAAAUUCUUAGUCACUCUGAAUGGAUACAACAACAAUCUCAUGAAAGAGAAGAUCAGCUCCGAGGAUGACGAGGAGCGACUGGAGAUGGAGGUGAACGAGGACGACGAGCUCGCGCUGUUGACGACGCACAAUGAAGCGACGGCGGCGGCGACGGCGACGACGACGGAGGCGCAGGACGAGUUGGAAAUACGUAAAUUUAGAAUAGCGGGAGAUGCGGAGGACAGUGCGGAGGACGCCAGUCCGAAGGAGGCGAGCGGAGAGGAGAACAAUGAGAACUGCAACACGGAGAACGUGGAUAAGAUUGACGAGACGCCGCGUCGACGAAGAAAAUUGAGUCCCAUAGUGUACAACCGAUCUCACUCUCCUAGUCCCACACAAUUGAAAUCUAACGCGUCGCUGGCGCCGACAUUAGCCGCCAAACUCCCGGACAAAAAACCGCUGGUGGAGAACCCGGUCCCGGUCGUUUUAGACAAAUCCAGGGAAAACUGUAGAUACUGGCCAAAUUGUACGUUAGGAAACAAAUGCGCGUACCUUCAUCCCCCUGUUAUGUGCAGUGCCUUCCCGGCAUGCAAGUUCGGCGACAAGUGCGCCUAUAAGCAUCCCAAGUGCAAAUUCGGUUUGUCCUGCACGAAGCUAGGCUGCGUGUUCUCGCAUCCCGCCCAGCAGUGCAAGUAUCAUCCGUUCUGCACGAAACCGGCGUGCCCGUACUCCCAUCCGGUCGCCUCCGCUCCGGCGACGGAGGCGACGAGUCAGCGGGCGAAGUUCACUUGGCGACGACGAGAUUGAGCGUACCCUCGCUCGGGGAUGUACAAACUUGGGUGCAACGUUCUGACCGGAUCGAGGUUCUGAUCCGCGAAAAAUUACUUUGUACAGAUGAACGACGAGACGUGCAAGCUUGAGCGGCGUAAGUUGCGUAAGUUGACGUGAAAUUACCGUUGCGAAGUUAAUUUCGCAAUUAAGGAAUGCAUCACGAAAGCUUCAGUACUACAAUUGUGAUUUAUUACGUCAGAUUGCAGUUUUACUUUCUCCCUAUAAUAAUUCAAGAUAGAAAAAAACUUUUUAAAAACUUCUGAUGAUGAAAAUUAGUUAUUCAAUCUGAAUUAAAAUCAGAUUUAUAAUAAUUGUUGAAGCUUUAAUUUAAUUUAGGAUGAGUGUGUUAGGCCCGCCGAUUUAUGUAUAUUGUUGCGCCCGACGCGUAACGGGCGCCUAUUACACAUAUACUUCCCUGUUGAUUAUCCAUCGCCGUAGAUUCCAAGACCGCGUGCGCCGUCAGUCCGAACUGUGAGCGAUUUGCUGCCAUUCUUAGAUUAUAUAUUCUACUUGUAAUAUGAAGGAAAGGAUUUUAGUUUUUAGUUAACCAGGGCGAACCGAUGCAAUUCGGCCUUGGUGGGACGAUUGUGAAAACUCAUUCUCGACCUCGAGGGAUAGCUCAUUUCGAUUUAUGUACGUCGAUACGUUUGAAAGUAAAUGUAUCACCAAUCGUGCGCCAGUCGCGCGCGUUAGUAUGUAUAUUACUUACGUGAACGGCUGGAAGAAUGAUAAUUAGAUUCGCUCCUUUUGCAAAUGUCGCGCGCUUGUAUUUGCGAAUCGUCAUUUUAUUCGCUUCCACUUUCGUCUCGAAGUGAGAAGGACUUGCGCAUUUUGCUGGCGGAUAAACUGGAAGGACGCAAGAGGAGCAGAUCUGCCGUACUGUUUUAUGUUAAGAGCAAUAUAACGAUCUUCACAAACGAGGAAUACUCGCGUUGGCGUUAUACAGCGGUUAUACUUCUCUGUACGUUCGUUUUAGAAUUACGGGCGAGGUCGUCUCUUUCGUCGAGAGUAUCUACGCUCACGAGCGCGAAUCGAACGUCUCUCGCCGAGCGACUUAAUCGAGUUUCGAGUGCGGGGCACGCGAUUGUUCAAAAAAGAUCGCGCGUGCCGCGCACUCGGUGCCGUCUCCACGAUCGAGGGGAGGCAUCCGUAAAAAAAAAAGUCAGGUACUUCGUUGCUCGAUCAUCGUUUAUGUAAUUUAACACAAAUUGUAUAGGAUCUCGUGUAGGGAACGAAGGUGGUUCUGCAUAAUUUUACCUACUAGUGCUAGUGAAUGGUCGCGCAUAAGAUGUACAAUAUUAUUGAGACUUGUCAUUAUCAGAAACAAAUAUACGAUGAUUUCUGUAAAAUGCA